Camelina sativa (false flax) is the source of this 417-nucleotide messenger RNA. NCBI's taxonomy places the organism in Eukaryota, Viridiplantae, Streptophyta, Magnoliopsida, Brassicales, Brassicaceae. The record is from RefSeq and is a predicted model, not a curated record.
AUGCAAGAGAACAAGGUCAUUGCUUAUGCUUCAAGACAGCUUAGGAAACAUGAAGAGAACUACCCUACUCACGACCUUGAGAUUGUUGAUGUGGUAUUUGCACUCAAGAUAUGGAGGUCUUACUUAAAUGGAGAGACUAUUGAGAAUGUUAGCUUAGCAACAAUAGACGGAGAAGCUAGCGAACCACUAGGAGCACAAGCAGUGCGCCAAGCUGGAUUACUACAACGAAUCCAAGAAGAACAAGGGAAGGACAAAAAUCUGCAAAAGAUUUCCGAAGACGUGCGAACCCAAGGAGGGAGAAAUGCUAGUGGAUAUCAUUUAGCUGAUGAUGGAACACUCUUACACAAUGGAAGAAUUAUAGUAUCCGAUAGCGGAGGCUUACGGGAAGAAAUUUUAGGACUUGCACAUCAUACCUGA